UGUUGAUAACUCCACUCACGGGCUCCAGCGCUGCCCCUGGGGUGGAAAACUGCUCCCAGACCCGGGAACUCACCGCCUCUCGCCAACAGGAAGCGCAAGACCGCUGCCACUCCUGCUGUUUUUGCCAAAAUAGAUGGGGGCGGCCUCUUCACCCUCUCCCGCCCCAUCACGGUCGCCCAGGGCUCGACCCCGUGGCCGCUGCCUGGGACCUUGACCUUCUGGACGGCCAUGGAGGCCGGCGGGGAGAACGGUGCGACGUAAUCGGCUGUGCCGUUGGCACCACCUCCAUCCCCUGCUCACACUUCAGUAACUUCACUGUGCUCAUGGAUUUGAGGACCGUCCUGUCCCUGCCCCAGUCCCCAGGGGAGUUCCUGCACCCCGUGGUGUAUGCCUGCACGGCCGUCAUGCUGCUCUGUCUGCUGGCCUCCGCCAUCACCUACGUCGUCCACCAGAGCGCCAUCCGGAUCAGCCGGAAGGGCCGGCACACGCUCCUGAACUUCUGCUUCCACGCGGCCCUGACCUUCUCCGUGUUUGCUGGUGGGAUCAACCGCACCAAGUACCCGAUCCUGUGCCAGGCGGUGGGCAUCGCGCUGCACUACUCCACGCUCUCCACCAUGCUGUGGAUCGGAGUGACUGCCAGGAACAUCUACAAGCAGGUGACCAGGAAGGCCCCGCUGUGCCCAGGGGCAGACCAGCCACCGUACCCCAAGCAGCCCCUGCUCAGGUUCUACCUCAUCAGCGGAGGGGCCCCUUUCAUCAUCUGCGGCAUCACGGCCGCCACGAACAUCGGGAACUACGGGAUGGAGGACGAGGACUCCGCGUACUGCUGGAUGGCCUGGGAGCCCAGCCUGGGCGCCUUCUACGGGCCGGCGACCUUCAUCUCCCUGGUCACCUGCGUGUACUUCCUCGGCACCUACGUCCAGCUGCGGCGCCACCCAGAGCGCAGGUACGAGCUCCGGGAGCGGACGGAGGAACAGCAGCGGCUGGCGGGGCCCGAGGCCGGCGAGAGCCCCGGGGCCCCGGCGGCCACGUCGCCCGCCCACGAUGCCCCGGUCACCUCGCUGCUGCAGAACGAGCACUCGUUCAAGGCCCAGCUGCGGGCCGCCGCCUUCACGCUGUUCCUGUUCGUGGCCACGUGGACCUUUGGGGCACUGGCCGUGUCCCAGGGCCACUUCCUGGACAUGAUCUUCAGCUGCCUGUACGGCGCCUUCUGCGUGACCCUGGGGCUGUUCGUGCUCAUCCACCACUGCGCCAAGCGGGAAGAUGUGUGGCACUGCUGGUGGUCCUGCUGCCCCUCCCGUGGGGACCCCCACGCCGCGAAGCUCGGCGCCCGCCCCACGCUCGACGCCAACGGGGAUGUGCUGAGCCACGCAGCCUGCCUGCAGGACUCGCCGUGUCCCGGCAAGACGCUGGGCUUCGGCCACCCGCCCGCCAGCCACUGCAAGAUGACCAACCUGCAGGCCCCCCAAAGCCGCGUCAGCUGCCUGUCACCAGCCACACCCUGCUGCGCCCAGGUGCCCUGCGAGCAGUCGAUGGAGGACGCAGCCCACGUCCACGUGCACGAGGAGGACGCCUUCGGGCAUGACCCGCACCUGCACAGGUGCAUCCAGGGCAGAGCUGAGCCUCACUACUUCAGCCGGCACCGGGCAGCCGCGGCCGAGCAGGAGUACGCCUACCACAUCCCGUCCAGCCUGGACGGCAGCCCCCGUAGCUCGCGCACGGACAGCCCCCCCAGCUCGCUCGAGGGCCCAGUGGGGCCACACUCGCUGGCCUGCUGUGCCCAGGGUGACCCCUUCCCCUUGGUCAGCCAGCCCGAGGGCGGCGACGCCAGCCCCAUGCUCUAUGGCUGUCCCCCACGGCCCGGCAGGGAGGCAGCCCACGGCCCGGCCCGCUUGGAGGUGCUCCGGAGGACACAGUCCCUGCCCUUUGGCGGCUCCGGCCAGGACGGGCUGGUCAAGGGUGAUGCACGGGACGCUGCGCCCUUCAGCUCUGACAGCACGGGUAACAUCCGCACGGGGCCCUGGAGGAACGAGACGACCGUGUAGCAGGCGGGGCUCUGUCCCCUUCGCCCACACGGCCUGGACGUGCUUCAGAUCAGAGCCAGGCCCUCGGCCACGUGAGGUGGGCAGGGGGUCACCACGUGACCCAGCCUUGGCGGCACCGCCACUGACCCCUUCGUUGGAUGACCUGAGCGGGAAGACGCUUUGGGCUACGUCGGCCUCCACGAGCCCCGAGGGCAGCCGAGCGGUCCACGUCCACAGUCACCUGCUUUCGUCCCGUAGUGCCCAGUCCCCGGCAACCCAGGGCAGAAACCCACCCUCAGCGCCCGGCGUGUAUCCCGUCUGCCCCGCCACCUGCCUUGCUGGGCCUGGCCGUGGCAGGUGGCGCCCCCGAUGUUUCCUAGUGUUUAAUGUGUGUUUUCUGUUUAGGUUUGCUCCUCAGGGCGGGCAGGCAGCCUGCCUGUCAGUCCAGAGCGCUCUGGGCAGCUGCCCCAGGCCCCUCCACUCAGGGGCACUCGAGUCAGCACCUCUGCCCAGUGCCGGCUCCGCCUUCACCCCCGCCCCACAGGCCUCAGCGCACCACAGACGCUGGGGCAGCAGCCGUACUCUGGGAGCACAAGGGCAGAGGGAGUGUCGGCGACCCUAGGCCUUCCAAGGGCCGGUG
Messenger RNA from Balaenoptera musculus (blue whale), 2664 nucleotides. It is a transcript of the gene ADGRA1, whose product is annotated as adhesion G protein-coupled receptor A1. The record is from RefSeq and is a predicted model, not a curated record. Gene Ontology annotation, biological process: G protein-coupled receptor signaling pathway; cell surface receptor signaling pathway. NCBI's taxonomy places the organism in Eukaryota, Metazoa, Chordata, Mammalia, Artiodactyla, Balaenopteridae. The transcript has 7 exons. The coding region runs from base 324 to 2045 and encodes 573 amino acids. Gene Ontology annotation, molecular function: G protein-coupled receptor activity. Gene Ontology annotation, cellular component: postsynaptic density; glutamatergic synapse; plasma membrane.